AUGGACUUCAGCAACGGUCUUGGCAUAUCAUUUGGCACAAACCAUUCGGAAUCUGAGGAACUUGAUGGUAAUUACGAAGAAGCAAUUGAAUCCGACGACGGUCAUCGAGUUCACUAUGGUCAGCAGAUGGAAGAUAACGGAGAGACUUCACGAGACCAAGCAUCCUUUGAGUCUCAACUUGCUCAUCCAGAGAUUACUUCCCGACCAAACAUCUCUUACCAAAACCAGUUCACCCCCAUCAAUCAAGCUUCAAGAGGUGCGCAAGCUCAGUCCCAUGAUCAACCAUAUCAAUACAGUCGGUCGAACACUUCCUUUCAUCCUUUGGAAAAGAAUGGACAUCUCGAGGGUCAUAUGAAUGCCAUUCUUGCUGCAGAGAACGACUAUGGCCAAAAAAUCCCUCAAUCUUUGCAGUUUGGUGCAGAUCCUCAAUUCAAUAAUCAUGAUCAAUCUGAGUAUGGCUUCCAGGAUAUGUCAACCCAAAAUCGAAUGGAUACUCAACAUGGUUUUGAAAUCUCUGGUAUGCAAUCUCAGCAAUUGACACAGAACAACAAUCAGCAGUACAUGUCUCCCGCAGGCAUGCAGCACCAAGAAGAUCCUGCACAUUCCCCAUCCUAUAAUCUUCAGACCUAUCGAAAUUUGUACAGGAACCAAGAAGAUUUCAGCGAAGUGAGCGAUUGUUUGAGCCUUCAGCCAAAGCCUGGAUGCUUGAGGCCCAGUCGAUUUCGUUCAGUGCGCAGCAAUACAAAUCAGAUGCAAGGAAAUCAACUUGGCAACCAAGCUCAAAAUUCAUCAUCUGCAAGACAAGGAAGUCUCUCAAACCGCAACAAAAAAUCUUCUGGUCGUGCUCCCGGAAAGAAAGGUGGAGCACCCGAAGAAAGAUAUUGGAAUGGAUUCGACACACAUCGCUCAAUGUGGCCUGUUCAACAUUGGAUCAUCGAAAAUAUCUUACCUGGAUCAUGUAUUUCUCACUUUACUCCUGCAGAGCAAGAAGGCGUUAUUACAAUGAUGCAAAGUUUAGGACUGGAUAAUUGGCCGAUAACAUGCAAUGAGGAUAUCCAAAAAUUCAUGGAUCAUGUUGAGUCAAUCAAAUCGAAUUUCAACGCGAAACAAGCACGACUCAGGGCAGAAGCAGGUUUGCCUGAGCUUCCUCCACCUGAAGAGAAUCAAAACACUCAGGAGGGUGAUGAGCCUCCUCUACAACCUACAUCUUCAUUUCCAGAUGUAUCACCAAAUUACGUUCUUACCUCCGACCAUGGAGAACCAGUCUUCGGCCAGGAUCCAAGAGACUAUCGCCUCGUAGGCAAGGGUCACUCUCAUCAUCCAGAUGAUAGAUCUUUCAUACCAGUAGGCUCGGAACAAGAGGUCGUUGCAAGUCACAAGGUGUCAGCUCAAGAACUAAACUCGCAAUUUCGUCCUCCACCUCUCAUCACCCAACAUUUUCGUCCGACUUUCCAAUCACAUUACGGUAUGCAGAAUCAGCGAGGAUAUCCAUUGAUUCAUCCAAGUAAUUUCCUUCAUCCAUCUAUGGAUCAAGGUAUGAAUAGGCCUUUGGAUUUCUCGUAUCAAAAUGUCGGAUUCAAUUAUGAUCCACCACAGCAAUAUCAUCACCGUGGUUAUGCGAGUCAAACACAGCAAUACCAUCACCACGGUCAACCUUUUGAGUACAGCUCCUUCCAUGGUUAUUCCCCUCAUCAUCCCCAUCCAAACCUAAGUAACACUGCUGACCAAAAUUCCCAUCCAGCUCCACCCCCGGAAACAAUUGAAGAGUACGAGGAAGACGACGAACAGCAAGAGGAGGUAACAGGUACUGAGUCUCAGUCUCAGACCGCAAAACAGGAAUAUGGACAGAAACAAAAACAAGAACAAUCCGAACCCCCACGACAAGAAGACCAAGCCGCAGAAACCGAAUGCGAACUCGAUUCCGACGGUUGGUCCAUCCAUCCCGACGAAAUGCGCUCUCCACCACCAAACAUCUUUUCCACCCCCCGACCCGCAAAUAUGCCGCCUUCGCCUCCCCGACCUCCGCCUCGUUUUCCGAGUAAUGAGAUAAACCCCCACGGAGCGAGGAAUAAACCCCCUCCGAUUAUUGGUCCUGGGAAUCGCGUGUGGAGUAUUGCUCCGGGUGCGUUUGAUGACAAUGGGGUUAUUAGGGAUUGGGACAAGGCGAAGAGGAGAGAGAUCGGUGAGGAGAACUGUGGGUGCAGGGGGUUGUUUCAUGGGAAUGGGAAGGGGUUCUAUUAUGUGGAUGGUUGUGAAGGAGAGAGAGUUUGGUGUGAUGGGGGUGAAGGGGAGGAGGAAAUUGAGGAAGAGGGAGAAGACGAGGACGAUGACGAAGAUGAAGGGGAGGAAGAUGAACAGUUACGAGGAGUCCCGAAAUGGGUUAAGCAGGCAUUAACUCACGGACCGGAAUUAGAUAAGAAUGAAGAGAGGAGAAAGGAAGUGGAGUAUCGAGCGAUGAUGGCGAGGAAGGUGAAAGAAAUACUCGCCAGGAAGAAAGGCAAGGAGCGAGGAGAGAUUCCAGGAUUUGGUUUUGAUAGGGAUUUUGACGCAAUGGAUGUUGAGUCAUUAUUUGAUGAUACGGAGAGUUGUAUGGGGUAUGAUGCGAAUCACUUCGAUCCAAAGUCAUUCGGUAAAGGGAAACGAAAAGCGAGAACUGCUGGUUCAGACGAUGAUCUCGAUGAAGGCUCCCCAGUCAAAAAGUGGAAAGGAAAGGGUAGAGCUGCGGAAUCAGAUGAAGAAUUGGAUGAGCAAGAGGUUGCUAGGAAAUAUGCUAACAAGGAGAAGAACAUGGGGAAAGGAAAGGGAAAAGUGUUUGAAUUUCCAAAGGAAAUGGAAGUUGAAGAUUAUCUAUUUGGAGAUUCUGCAGAGACGGCUCGAUGGGCCGAGGGGUUGGGUUUGCGAUCUUUUGGGAACGAACAAGAAUGGAAUGAGGAUAAUAACGAUCAUCUCUUCGAGGACAAUGAUACCGCACAGGGUGGCUACGACACCACACGAUAUCCCAAUAACUCCGAACUCGAAAACGAAACCGCAACCGCAGAUCCCGAGCUCGCAGCAACCGGUAUUAUCCUCCCAGCCACAUUCCCCAAUCCUUCUCAUCCCUCUGAAGAAGACCUCAAAGCCACCCCCCGACCAGCACCCUACCUCUCUCUCCGCAACCCCGGCCCCUUCAAUAUCUUCCAAUCACUCCUCCUCACCCCGGAGAUAAUCCUCGAAUUCAUCCUUCACCUCUCCCCCAAAACCCUCCUCACACUCUACUCCAUCUGCCGUCCCUUCCACACCAUCCUCUCCCACUGGAUGGCACACUCCAUAAAAUCCAUCGUCAAGCACCAAGCCCCCUACUCCUACACCAUCUACCCCUUCUACCUCUACCGCGAGCUCAGCAUUCCCGAUCCCCUCGGCACCCUCAACUCCUCCGGUCAAAUCCGCCGCGUCCCCAGCCUCAAAUACCACCAGAUGGUACUCCACCGCUGCCGCGUCGUCCGCGAUAUCCUCGCCUCUCUCGCACGCCAGCAUCUGCGCUGUCCCCCCGGUACAAAUCACUCUCUCAAAAAAGUCUGGUUCCUCAUGGACCUCUCCACAACCCUCGACCGCGUCCGAUUAAUCCACAACCGCACCUUCUUCACCGAUCAAGAUCUCUACAACAUCCAGCACUUCAUCGUCAAACUCGACAUGCGACUCAACUGUCCCACCGACGGACCGGGGUCCGAUUUCCUCCGCAAACUCAUGCUCGGUCAGCGGGGACUGACUCCGCUCUUUCGAUUGCUCACACGAACUGCUUUUACCGAUCUUUACGAAUUAUACCAAUACAGCGUGCGCUAUUCCUACACCCCUCUAACCCCCGCCCCAGACUUGCAUCUCGGACUCUUCGACGUCCCGGAACAUGAAAUCGGGAUCGCGCAUCUAGAAGGUUGGGGAAAAGGAUCCAAACAUCUCAUGCGAAUCGAUGAACUCGUGAUGCGCGAAGCCACGCGCAGAGAAUUAGGGUUUAAAGAACAUAUCGUGAUGAUGUUACUCUGGGGAUAUGUGGAUCCGCUGACGGGGGAGAAUCUGCAGCCGAGUAGAGAGGAAAUGUAUAUGAGUGAUGGGGAGGGUGAGGAAGCGGAGAGUGAGGGGGAUCCGUGGGAGGGGACGGGGAUGAAUAUGCAGAGGUUGGAACAGGUUGUUUUGGGGAGGGCGGAAGGGAGUGAUGAGGAUGAGGAUGAGGAUGAUGAGCAGGAGGGAGAAGAGGAAUGGGAAGAUGAAAACGAUUUUCAAGAUGAUCCUUGGUUGUGA
Botrytis fragariae is the source of this 4272-nucleotide messenger RNA. RefSeq lists its product as uncharacterized. The transcript has a single exon. Gene Ontology annotation, biological process: rRNA processing. Lineage: Eukaryota; Fungi; Ascomycota; Leotiomycetes; Helotiales; Sclerotiniaceae. The record is from RefSeq and is a predicted model, not a curated record. The coding region runs from base 1 to 4272 and encodes 1423 amino acids. Gene Ontology annotation, cellular component: small-subunit processome; nucleus; Mpp10 complex.